CUAAUAGCAAUUUUUGAGUGUUGAACUUAAAAACCAUUGGAGGACCCAAUCAAGGCCAUAAGCAAUCGGACAUGCGCCCGGCCCAAACGAAUUUCGCAACGUGGUUGACAUUAUCGUCCAAGAAGCAUCCAUAACCGUUCAUUUUCUUGAUGAUCGCUGAAAGCCGCCAUCUCAAAGAAGUUCGUUGAUUCCUAUUCUGAUUUCCUGUCCACAAAAGUAAACCCUAAUCCUAAAUCUCGCCAUUCUGCUCCGUCAGUUUCGAUAUCCCAGAACCAAGGGUUGAUUAUGGCGGACGAUAUGGCUACCAACGGAGAUGUGUUCGACGAUGCUGAGAUCGGCGUUGAAGACGACUCCGAAGGAGAAUUGAAGACGCACGCGCUUAACCAGAAACUGGCCGCGUUGGAGCAGGAGAAGCUGGAAGUGAUCCAUGAAAACGAGGUCGUGAAGGAGAGAGUCGAGAAGCUGAAGAAGUCAAUCGAGGAGCUUGAGCGCCAGAAAUCCGAGUUGCUGAAGAAGGUUGAGAAAUUUGAAUUGGAGAGCGAGGGUAUGGGAGUGGUGGCUGUGCGAGCCUCUCAGCUUGAGGGUGAGGUGGAUCGUCUGCAGCACGAGCUCGCCAUAGCCAAGACAGCUCUGGCAGAAUCAAAGUCCGAGGUUUCGCAUCUGAAGGCAGCCUUGGAUAGGUUGAAAGGCAGUGAAGAAGAGAGCUUAGGGAAACUCAAAGCGGUUGAGGCAGAAAUGGAUCUGCUUGUUUCAAGAUUGGAGAAGUUGGAAAGUAGUAGGAGUGAUCAUAUAGCUGAGUUGGAAGCUAAGGAACUGGAGAUUAUCUCUCUAAAGAAGAUAGUUGUCGAUUUAGAGGAUGCUGUGGUGACCAAGAAUGGGUCAGAGAAGGCGAAGGAUGCGGUAGAGAAGGAGAAGAAUGAGCUAGAGAAGAAAACAACAGAAAUGUUGAAGAGAAUCACUGAACUGGAGAUAGAGUUGAAGGAGAAGAAAACGGUGAUAUCUGAAAGGGCUGUUGAUGGUGGCGUUAAUGGGUGCCCCGUGUCAAAUGGUAAGAGAUAUGGAUGUGAUCUUAAGAAGGGGUGGCCUGUAUUUGCAGGGUCUGCGGCAGCUACCAUUGCUGUAGGAUGUGUUGUGUGCUACCUGCACCAGAAGCAGAGGAAGGCAUAAAUCACUUUGGAGGACGAGGUUUUUGUCUGACCCAGACUUUUAAAGACAGUUUUGGUAGUACCCAUAUCUAUUUUUGGCUUUAGUUUUUCAGGGUUUCUUUUCACAUGUUAGAUUAAGGUCUUUGUUUUGGUUGGCCAGUAAUAAAGAGAUAUGCUACUGGGGCUAAACUGGAAUCAAUGAAACACUUUCCAGUUAGUAUUUGCUGAAUCUUUGAUUAACCCUCAAAUUGUUUGUUUAUAGUUUGCCAUUUAUAACGCAUUAUCGUGAAGGUUUUGGUUUGCCUCGUGUCUAAGUGUGCUUACUUCUGUACUGUCUAUGAUAUUUUGCAAUAAUUUCGGCCUCUAAUGGUCAUAUUAAAGCUAUUCAUUUAAU
Messenger RNA from Cuscuta campestris, 1539 nucleotides. The record is from the annotation of a GenBank genome assembly. Lineage: Eukaryota; Viridiplantae; Streptophyta; Magnoliopsida; Solanales; Convolvulaceae.